Molecule: messenger RNA, 3787 nt
Organism: Neopsephotus bourkii (Bourke's parrot)
Lineage: Eukaryota; Metazoa; Chordata; Aves; Psittaciformes; Psittacidae
Product: melanotransferrin-like
Exons: 18
Coding region: 633-2852 (739 amino acids)
Biological process (GO): iron ion transport
Cellular component (GO): recycling endosome; plasma membrane; early endosome
Source: RefSeq, a predicted model, not a curated record
GGUUCAGCAUUGCUGUUAAGGGGCAAGUAAGUCCUUGACCACAGAUGUGGGAGCAAGAAGGAUGUCAGGGCAGAAAUUAUGUGGAUGGGUGGCACACUUGACACAGGACAAACACAGUGCUGUUCCUGCAAGUCAGAUGUCCCACAGGGUAGUGCAGUAACAUCUGUUCCUACUCUGGUGUCCCUUACCUGGAUCCUGGUAGCACAGGGGGGAAUUCAUAGAGAUUAUCUGGUUUCCACCCUCUCAGAUGCAUCCCCUAGAUACAUGCAUGAAUGCUGCAUUGCUGGGAAGAGGCUGAUUACCAUUUUCUGAUGCUGCUAUCACCCUAUGGGGGUAGUUUCAAAGGUUGAAUCAGUAGGAAAAGAAUUCCAGAGUCCUGCUGCUGUGUUUCCACAUCCUCAGCGCUUCAGGACAUGAUCCUCUCAGCAGACCUGAUUAGGUUUGUGAUUAAUGCCUGUUUGUUUUCCUGAUGGGCCUAAAUGAAGUCUACAACACCUUCGUGUCAUUCUGGCUUUAACAUCACCACAGACAGCAGCACAGCAACUGUAAGCUUUGGUCAUCACUGUGGAAUUCCUGGUAUGAGGAGACAGAGCUCAGGGUAGAGAGAGGAUCCUUGCUGAACUUCUGUAAUCAUGAAGACAGUGAUUUUGAUUGUCUUAAUCAUCUUCACUUUGCUGUCUUCAGGGAAGAAAUUCCGAUGGUGCACCCUUUCUGACCUAGAGCAGAGGAAGUGUGCUGAACUGUCUAAAGCACUCAUGGCUGUGGUGCCCCUUGCUGCUGCCAAUUCAUUUGCCAGGAUUUCUUGCAUCAGAGCCCACAACACAUAUGACUGCAUUGAUAAAAUCAGGGUGAAUAAAGCAGAUGCUGCCUCCUUGGAUGCUGGAGAUGUUUACUCUGCUGUAAAGCUCUAUGGUUUGACAGUUGUGGCAAAGGAAAUUUAUGACCAAGGAAAUUGCGUGUUUGCUGUGGCCAUUGCCAAACGAGGAACUCUGGACAUCCGGAGGCUACGAGGUGUGCGCAGCUGCCACAAUGGAGCCAGGUGGACAUCCGGCUGGAAUAUUCCACUUGGCUUUCUUCUUGCAAGCAACGAUCUUUCCUGGGAUGAGGCACAACCUCUGAGUCAAGUAGUCAGUGAAUAUUUCAAUGCAAGUUGCAUCCCUGGGGUUGGUGUUGCUGCUCCUCAACUGUGUGCUCUCUGCCAAGGACAAAAAUCCUAUAUCAGAGACAAGAACCACUUCUGUGAGACGAGCGGUAAUGAACCAUUUUAUGACUCUGAAGGAGCCUUCAGGUGUUUGAAGAAUGGAGUGGCAGAUGUUGCCUUUUUAGAUCAUCUAACAAUUAUGAGUGCUACAGAGUCAGAGCAACAAGAAUAUGAACUCCUAUGCCCUGAUGGGACUACAGCUGAGCUGACUGAGUACAGCACUUGUAACUUGGGCAAGGGGCCUGGACGUGGCAUCAUCACCCGCCACAACUUCCAGAAGAUCACCCAUAAAUUUCUCACCAUGAUCCAACGCCUCUUUGGGCGAAAAGGAAAGGAAAGAGCCAGGUUUGAACUCUUCACUUCAGCACCCUUUGGGGGAAAGAACCUGCUGUUCCAGGAUGCCACUCAGCACCUACAGCUUCUUGAGGAGCAGCUGGAGAUUGCCUAUGUCCUUGGUCUGGACUAUGUAUCUCUCCUUAAGGGACUAGGACAUGAAGGCAGCUUUUUGGACAACAGCAUUGUGCGCUGGUGCUGCAUCAGUGAUGCUGAGCUUCACAAAUGUGAGGAGUGGGCACUGAGCAUCAAAUCUGACCCAUUGGUCUGUGUCCAAGCAACUUCCACGACCAAAUGCAUUGAAAUGAUCAAGAGUAGUGAGGCUGAUGCAGUCACUCUGGAUGCAACACAUGUCUACAUUGCAGGAAAGUGUGGAUUGGUGCCUGUAGCUGCAGAAUGUUAUGGGGGAGAUUGUGCCCAGACUGCUGAGAGCAUGGGGGAAAUGAGGAAGCUAAUUCAUCUGGAGCGCAAAGCACUGCCACCUGUUUAUGCUGUUGCACUAGCUAAGAAAAAUGCCAAACAGAUUAACAUCCAUAAUCUUAGGGGAAGGCGAUCCUGCCACAGCCACCUAUAUAGUCCUGGAGGAUGGUUACUUCUUUCCAGAUAUGCAUUAGGAGCUCUGGAGAAUGACACUGGGAGCUGUGAUAUUGGCUCUGUUUACCAGAACUACUUUUGGAAGGGCUGCAUGCCAGGAGCAGAUGGAAACCUGUGCAAGGUGUGCAUUGGAGAUGGUGAGGUUGAAGGGGCUCGAGUAUCUAGCAGAUGUGCUGCAAGUCACAACGAACGUUACUAUGGCAAUAUGGGAGCACUCAGGUGCCUAGUCGGCAAUCCCAGUGGAAGAAGCUUCGGAGAUGUAGCUUUCCUGGAACAUUCUAACCUCCUCCAGAACAUAAAGAAUCUGGAUAUUUCUGGUUGGGCAAAGGGCUAUACCCCUAUUGACUUUGAACUCUUGUGUCCAGAUGGAACGCGUGCUGCAGUCACAGAAUGGGCAGGCUGUAACCUUGGCCCCAUUCCCCCCAGCACAGUCAUGACUCGACCGGUCACUGUCACUAAAAUCUAUGACUUUCUAAUGAAAUCCCAGGAAUCUCUGGGAAGCAAAUUGAAUUCUGAAUUCCAACUCUUUCAAUCAUGGAAGUAUGGUGAAAGUGAUCUGCUUUUCAAAGACACUACUCAGUACCUCAUUCAUGCCAGUCACAUGAGCUAUCAGGAAAUUCUUGGAGUGCCUUUCUUUCAGCUGGCAGAAUCAGUGUUUAACUGUACACCUGCAGGCAUCUUAGACUUCUGCAAACAGGAUAUCUGUGCAUCUACAUUGAACUGACAGUUAAUAAGAGGCUUUGCGAGGCACAUACAUCAUCAUCAUUGAAAACAAGGAAAGCUGAAGUCCAACCUAUCCAAAGCGAUCAGCAAGGAGCAGCAGAGGCCAGUCUGCAUAACCUGCACAGAACUAGCAUCAGCAAUCCUGUACAGCUACUAAGGAGAAAUCAGCACUUUUGUGGAAAUAGCAGGGCCAAUACCAUGGACUAAAAUACAGACUGUCAGGAGUGGCACAGGUUAGUUGGUAGCAGUUUCCCUUGCUUAUCUUAUAAACUGACAUUUUGGUAGUUGCAGCACUGUCUUCUUCCAUCCAUGGUUUGGUUGCAGCUAGAUAGUCCUUGCUGAGUACCCAUAUAUGCUAUAGGUUGUAUAUGUAAUUGCUAUCAGAAGUAGUCUUUUCUGCUUUUAACUGGGAAGAAUAUAUUUGCUUUUUUAACCAAGGAUUUAUACCAGUAAAUCAAAAUAUUUUUCUCUCACAAAUUAAGCAGAAUUAAUCCAGCAGAACUGGAUGCUUGCAGCCUUCAGAUGAAGGAAAACAAUGGCUAUUCAUCCUUGUCAGUAUCUCCAACCAUUACUAUUGUAGUACUUUAGCACUUUGAAUCUAUGAUUCAAGUGUCAAAACAUGGUAUCUGAAUUAAACAACAUGGGUUUUACAAGCAGAAACUGCCUGAACAUUAUAUAAAGCCUUUUGAACAGAAUGUAUCAUAUAUUCAUUUUGCUUGUUGUUGGAUAAAGAUUUAGAGUGUAUGGCUUUUCAUAGGCAGGGCUUAUUUCAUCGCAAGAGCCUUCUGGUCCCAUGCACAUGAACUAGGUAAGGUUGAGAUUUUUUUAUUAAAAGGGAGAGGGGAGAAAUCCUUCACCCCAAACUUUCCAGUCCUUUUUACAUCUAUUGCAGUUGUAUUAACCUCAGCUAGUAAUAAAUGGGAUACAAAUAGUGAA